This is a messenger RNA of Cotesia glomerata, 1701 nucleotides long. RefSeq lists its product as uncharacterized. The transcript has 2 exons. Gene Ontology annotation, molecular function: nucleic acid binding. Gene Ontology annotation, biological process: DNA integration. The record is from RefSeq and is a predicted model, not a curated record. NCBI's taxonomy places the organism in Eukaryota, Metazoa, Arthropoda, Insecta, Hymenoptera, Braconidae. The coding region runs from base 1 to 1701 and encodes 566 amino acids.
AUGUCAGAGAUACAGACCCUGACAUCAUCUUGUCAUUGGCGGCAUGUUUCGUCUCAAGACAAUCCCGCCGAUCUUAUGUCGCGUGGUCAGCUUCCAUCAGAAUUUGUUGAAGCUUUCAUUUGGUUUGAUGGACCCUUAUGGUUAGCCAAGGAUAUUUCUUUACGGCCCAAAGGAGUUCUGACUCCAAUAGUUAUUUCCAAAUUGAAACCUAUAACUCCAAACACAUUUUGUAUGAAAAUUGAAAUCAAAGAAUUCAAUCUCCUCGAAAAAUACAGUUCUUUCAAUAAACUUCAGCGAAUUAUCGCAUAUAUAUUGCGUUUCAUUUGCAAUUGCAAAUUAUCCAAAACCAAGCGUGCGUUUGGCCCUCUACAGGCUACUGAGUUAAAGCGCUCGCAUUAUUUGAUAAUUCGGAUAGUUCAGUUAUCAGCAUUCAAAACAGAGAUUGAGCUAAUUAAAAAUGGAGAACCACUUCCUCACAGUAGUAAAUUGAUUCCGUUAAAUCCAAUCUUGGAUGAAUUCGGAAUCUUGCGCGUAGGAGGUAGACAUGCCUGUGCUUCUAUUGCUGAAGACCAACGUCAUCCAAUUUUGCUACCUGCUCAGCACUUCUUGACUAGGAUAAUUAUCCUAUCUGAGCACCUCAGGCUUAAGCAUGCUGGUCCACAAGCUACAUUGUACUCGGUUCGUCAGGUAUACUGGCCCAUUAACGGUCGCAACAUUACGCGUAAUCUUAUUAGCAAGUGUAUACCUUGCUUUCGUGCCAAGCCGCGCCUUGCUGAUCACCAAAUGGGAAUUCUUCCAAAACAGCGUGUGACAUCUUCGCGCCCAUUUUUGCGCGUUGGAGUUGAUUACUGUGGCCUUUUUUAUAUAAAAGAAAAACGUCAUCGUAAUCGCGCUCAGCUCGUCAGCGACCUUACCGCUGAAGCCUUCCUGGCUAGUUUGAAACGCCUCUUUUCAAGAAGGGGAAAAGCAGUUGAAAUCCAUUCCGAUAAUGGUACAAAUUUUGUUGGUGCUAAAAAUGAGCUUAAUGAGUUAUACGAAUUAUUUAACUCUAAAUCACACCAAGCAGCGAUAGCUAAUUUUUGUAAUGAGGAGAGGAUUGAAUGGUAUUUUAUCCCACCCAGGUCUCCUCACUUUGGAGGGAUUUGGGAGGCCGCAGUUAAAACCUUUAAACAUCAUUUGGUUCGGACAGUGGGUGACACGUUACUCACUUUCGAACAAUUAGAAACAUGCAUAAUUGAAAUAGAGGCAAUAUUAAACUCCCGACCUAUUUCUCCGAUGUCCUCUGAUCCUCACGACCUACUACCCUUAACUCCUGCCCAUUUCCUUAUAGGCAGCCCAUUGACGUCAUUUCCACAGGUAGACUUCACAGAUACACAAGUGAAUCGGUUGUCAGCAUGGCAACAUGCUCAACAGCUCAAACAGCAUUUCUGGAAGCGUUGGCACAAGGAGUACCUGCAUCAGCUGAUAAAAUUUUCUGGAACUCAACGGCAAUCAACGUCUCUCAAGAUUGGCGACUUAGUGCUUAUCUCAGACGAGAAUUUACCUCCUCUCAAAUGGGCAGCAGGAAGAAUCAUUGCAGUUCAUCCCGGAAAGGACAACGUAGUUAGAGUUGUAACCCUUAAAACCAAAACUGGUCAAUACGAUCGCUGCGUGAAAAAACUCUGCUUGCUCCCAAUAGACGAAGGGAACGACUUCACUUAA